CGCGCCUCCACCCUCGGCCGCGCCGCCAGCCAGGCCCUCGGGAGCAGCGGGAGGAAAAUGAGGAGUUUUCAUCGGAAUCCGCUGGAAAGGGGACGCACUGCAGCGCCCUAGGAGGAAGGACCGCGGCAGGAGAAAGGAAAAGCCUCUCCGGGCGAGCCUUGGCGGGCGCCGCGCCGAGGGGCUGCCUCAGGGACCUCGCCCCCUCCUUUCCUCGCUGGAGAAGCCGCCUCUGAUGCGUUAUCCAAGCGGCGGCUGGGAGGAUUUGCAGCAGAAUUUUGGGUUUUCCCUCCCCCUUAUAUACAUUUUGGUUGUUUCAUCCCCUUUCUGUUUUCCUUCUUCCUGGGAAGUGAAUUGCUGAUGCACAUCGGACUUAAUUCAUUAGUGAUGCAACCGGAUUCGUUUCAGGAUUAUGUUGCACGAGUUGAAUUUUGAAUGAAGGAGAAGUUUUUUUUUUUUUUUUUAAGAAGUGUUGCCCCUGCUUCGUUGUACUUUUAAUUAUUAUUUUAUUUAAAUGUACGGCUUAAUUGUAUUAUUCUUUUAAAAUUAUUAAAUGUAUAUUUUAUGGUAACUUUCCCUUAAGAUAUAUGUAUAUGUGCGGCAUUGAAGACGCUUCAGUUAAGUGAGGUUACUGGUGUGUUGGAUGUUUAAUUCAGCACUGGCAUUGCAUGACUCUUGUCUGAAGAACAAGUGGUUUAUUUUUAAAACCACACCUUUUAAAAUUUCGAUUCAAACAACUAUAGUAAAAACCGUAGUCAUAAUUUAAAGGAACACCAGCAGAAAUUGAAGCAAACAUGUCUGGAGAAGUGCGUUUGAGGCAGUUGGAACAGUUUAUUUUGGAUGGGCCGGCUCAGACCAAUGGGCAGUGCUUCAGCGUGGAAACGUUAUUGGAUAUACUUAUCUGCCUUUAUGAUGAAUGCAAUAAUUCUCCAUUGAGAAGAGAGAAGAACAUUCUUGAAUACCUAGAAUGGGCAAAACCAUUUACUUCUAAAGUGAAACAAAUGCGAUUACAUAGAGAAGACUUUGAAAUACUAAAGGUGAUUGGCCGAGGAGCUUUUGGAGAGGUUGCUGUAGUGAAACUAAAAAAUGCAGAUAAAGUAUUUGCCAUGAAAAUAUUGAAUAAAUGGGAAAUGCUGAAAAGAGCUGAGACAGCAUGUUUUCGUGAAGAAAGAGAUGUAUUGGUGAAUGGAGAUAACAAAUGGAUUACAACUUUGCACUAUGCAUUCCAGGAUGAUAAUAACUUAUACCUGGUUAUGGAUUAUUAUGUUGGUGGAGAUUUGCUUACUCUGCUCAGCAAAUUUGAAGAUCGAUUGCCUGAAGAUAUGGCUCGAUUUUACUUGGCUGAGAUGGUGAUAGCAAUUGACUCGGUUCAUCAACUGCAUUAUGUUCACAGGGACAUCAAACCUGACAAUAUAUUGAUGGACAUGAAUGGACAUAUCCGUUUAGCAGAUUUUGGUUCCUGUCUGAAAUUAAUGGAAGAUGGAACGGUCCAAUCCUCAGUAGCUGUUGGAACUCCAGAUUAUAUUUCUCCUGAAAUCCUUCAAGCCAUGGAAGAUGGAAAAGGCAGAUACGGACCUGAGUGUGACUGGUGGUCUUUGGGGGUCUGUAUGUAUGAAAUGCUUUAUGGAGAAACACCGUUUUAUGCAGAAUCUCUUGUGGAGACUUAUGGAAAAAUCAUGAAUCACAAAGAGAGGUUUCAGUUUCCUGCUCAAGUGACUGAUGUGUCUGAAAAUGCUAAGGAUCUUAUUCGAAGACUUAUCUGUAGCAGAGAACAUCGACUUGGUCAAAAUGGAAUAGAAGACUUUAAGAAACACCCAUUUUUUUGUGGAAUUGAUUGGGAUAAUAUUCGAAACUGUGAAGCUCCUUAUAUUCCAGAAGUUAGUAGCCCAACAGAUACAUCGAAUUUUGAUGUGGAUGAUGAUUGUUUAAAGAAUUCUGAAACGAUGCCCCCACCAACACAUACUGCUUUUUCUGGCCACCAUCUGCCAUUUGUUGGUUUUACAUAUACUAGUAGUUGUGUCCUUUCUGAUCGGAGCUGUUUAAGAGUUACAGCUGGUCCCACUUCGGUGGAUCUUGAUGUUAAUGUUCAGAGGACUCUGGAUAACAACUUAGCAACUGAAGCUUAUGAAAGAAGAAUUAAGCGCCUUGAACAGGAGAAACAUGAACUUAGUAGGAAGCUUCAAGAAUCAACACAGACUGUCCAAGCUCUGCAGCAUUCAACUCUCGAUGGUCCACUGACAGCAAGCAAAGAUUUAGAAAUAAAGAGCUUAAAAGAAGAAAUUGAGAAAUUAAGGAAACAAGUAAGAGAAUCAAGUCUCUUGGAACAGCAACUUGAAGAAGCUAAUUCUGUGAGGCGAGAACUAGAUGAUGCUUUUAGACAAAUCAAAACUUAUGAAAAGCAAAUCAAAACAUUACAACAAGAAAGGGAAGAUCUAAAUAAGGAACUAGUCCAGGCUAGUGAGCGCUUAAAAAACCAAUCCAAAGAGCUGAAAGAUGCACACUGUCAGAGGAAACUGGCCAUGCAGGAAUUCAUGGAGAUCAAUGAGCGACUAACAGAAUUGCACACCCAAAAACAGAAACUUGCUCGCCAUGUCCGAGAUAAGGAAGAAGAGGUGGACCUGGUGAUGCAAAAAGUUGAAAGCUUAAGGCAAGAACUGCGCAGAACAGAAAGAGCCAAAAAAGAGCUGGAAGUUCACACAGAAGCUGUAGCUGCUGAAGCAUCUAAAGACAGAAAAUUGCGUGAACAGAGUGAGCACUAUUCUAAGCAACUGGAAAAUGAAUUGGAGGGAUUGAAGCAAAAACAAAUCAGUUACUCACCAGGAAUAUGCAGUAUAGAACAUCAGCAAGAGAUAACCAAACUGAAAACUGAUUUGGAAAAGAAAAGUAUCUUUUAUGAAGAAGAAUUAUCUAAAAGAGAAGGUAUUCAUGCAAAUGAAAUUAAAAAUCUGAAGAAAGAACUUCAUGAUUCAGAAGGCCAACAACUUGCUCUCAACAAAGAAAUUAUGAUUUUGAAAGACAAAUUGGAAAAAAACAGGAGAGAGAGUCAAAGUGAAAGGGAAGAAUUUGAAAAUGAAUUCAAGCAACAGUAUGAACGAGAGAAAGUGUUGUUAACUGAAGAAAAUAAAAAACUGACAAGUGAACUUGAUAAGCUUACCACAUUGUAUGAGAACUUAAGUAUUCACAACCAGCAGUUAGAAGAAGAGGUAAAAGAUCUAGCAGAUAAGAAAGAAUCAGUUGCACAUUGGGAAGCCCAAAUCACAGAAAUAAUUCAAUGGGUCAGUGAUGAAAAGGAUGCACGAGGGUAUCUUCAGGCCUUAGCUUCUAAAAUGACUGAAGAAUUGGAAGCACUAAGAAAUUCCAGCUUGGGUACACGAGCAACCGAUAUGCCCUGGAAAAUGCGUCGUUUUGCAAAGCUGGAUAUGUCAGCAAGGCUGGAGUUGCAGUCAGCUUUGGAUGCAGAAAUAAGAGCCAAACAGGCCAUCCAAGAAGAGCUUAAUAAAGUUAAAGCCUCUAACAUCAUAACAGAAUGUAAACUAAAAGAUUCAGAGAAGAAGAACUUGGAACUACUAUCAGAAAUCGAACAACUGCUAAAGGACACUGAAGAGCUUAGAUCUGAAAAGGGUAUAGAGCACCAAGACUCACAGCAUUCUUUCUUGGCAUUUUUGAAUACGCCUACCGAUGCUCUGGAUCAAUUUGAAGAUUCCUUUUCUUCUUCCUCAUCUUCACUGAUUGAUUUUUUGGAUGACCGCUCUCCAUCCUGUACUCCAGCUAGCAAAGGCAGACGUACUGAUCCCGUUGAGAACACAUAUGUACGGAAUCCGAACGUCAAGUUUUACAUCCAGUCAAGGUCCACAUCUCCUUCCACAUCUAGUGAAGCUGAGCCAGUUCAGAUUGCAGACAGUACUCCACUUCCAGUUCACACACCAACCUUAAGGAAAAAGGGAUGCUCUGGUUCAACUGGGUUUCCACCUAAGCGCAAGACUCAUCAGUUUUUUGUCAAAUCUUUUACUACUCCUACAAAAUGUCAUCAGUGUACAUCUUUGAUGGUGGGCUUGAUAAGACAGGGAUGUUCCUGUGAAGCAUGCGGAUUCUCCUGUCAUAUAACUUGUGUAAACAAAGCUCCCACUGCUUGUCCAGUUCCUCCUGAACAGACAAAAGGUCCCCUGGGUAUAGAUCCACAGAAAGGAAUAGGAACAGCUUAUGAAGGUCAUGUUAGGAUCCCUAAGCCAGCAGGAGUGAAGAAAGGAUGGCAAAGAUCAUUGGCUGUAGUUUGUGACUUCAAACUCUUUCUCUAUGAUGUUGCUGAAGGAAAAGCAUCUCAGCCCAGUGUUGUAAUCAGUCAAGUGAUUGACAUGAGGGAUGAAGAAUUUUCUGUGAGUUCAGUCCUGGCUUCUGACGUUAUUCAUGCAAGUCGAAAAGAUAUACCCUGUAUAUUUAGAGUCACAUCUUCCCAGCUCUCAGCAUCUAGUAACAAAUGUUCGAUCCUCAUGCUAGCAGACAGUGAGAAUGAGAAGAGUAAGUGGGUAGGAGUGCUGAGUGAAUUGCACAAGAUUUUGAAGAAAAACAAAUUCAGAGACCGCUCAGUCUAUGUUCCCAAAGAGGCUUAUGACAGCACUCUACCCCUCAUUAAAACCACCCAGGCAGCUGCAAUCAUAGAUCACGAAAGGAUAGCUUUGGGGAAUGAAGAAGGAUUAUUUGUGGUGCAUGUCACGAAAGAUGAAAUUAUUCGAGUUGGUGACAAUAAGAAGAUUCAUCAGAUUGAGCUCAUUCCGAAUGAUCAGCUUGUUGCUGUGAUCUCAGGACGAAAUCGUCAUGUACGACUCUUUCCUAUGUCAGCUUUGGAUGGGCGAGAGACUGAUUUUUAUAAGCUGGCAGAAACUAAAGGGUGUCAAACCAUAACUUCUGGAAAAGUGCACCAUGGAGCUCUUACAUGUCUGUGUGUGGCUAUGAAAAGGCAGGUCCUCUGUUAUGAACUAUUUCAGAGCAAGACCCGUCACAGAAAAUUUAAGGAGAUUCAAGUUCCAUAUAAUGUCCAGUGGAUGGCAAUCUUCAGUGAACAGCUCUGUGUAGGAUUCCAGUCAGGAUUUCUAAGAUACCCCUUGAAUGGAGAAGGAAGCCCAUACAGUAUGCUCCAUUCAAAUGACCACACACUAUCAUUUAUUGCACAUCAGCCAAUGGAUGCCAUCUGCGCGGUCGAGAUCUCCAGUAAAGAAUACCUGCUGUGUUUUAACAGCAUUGGGAUAUACACUGACUGCCAGGGCCGAAGAUCUAGACAGCAGGAACUGAUGUGGCCAGCAAAUCCUUCCUCUUGUUGUUAUAAUGCACCGUAUCUCUCAGUGUAUAGUGAGAAUGCAGUUGAUAUCUUUGAUGUGAACUCCAUGGAAUGGAUUCAGACUCUUCCACUCAAAAAGGUCCGACCUUUAAACAGUGAAGGAUCAUUAAAUCUUUUAGGGCUGGAGACAAUUCGAUUAAUAUAUUUCAAAAAUAAGAUGGCAGAAGGGGAUGAACUGGUAGUUCCUGAAACAUCAGAUAAUAGUCGGAAACAAAUGGUCAGAAAUAUUAACAAUAAGCGGCGUUAUUCUUUUAGAGUCCCAGAAGAGGAAAGAAUGCAACAGAGGAGAGAGAUGCUUCGAGAUCCAGAAAUGAGAAAUAAGUUAAUUUCUAACCCAACUAAUUUUAACCACAUAGCACACAUGGGUCCAGGAGAUGGAAUACAGAUCCUAAAAGACCUGCCCAUGCCAGGUUUCCCUUAUCCAUCCCCUCAUCAUCACUCCGGUCUGAUCUCCUCUCCGAUCAACUUUGAGCACAUCUAUCACAUGACUGUUAAUUCUGCUGAAAAAUUUCUCUCUCCUGAUUCCAUAAACCCUGAAUAUUCCCCGUCUCUUCGUUCUGUCCCCGGUACACCAAGCUUUAUGACUCUGAGGAACCCAAGGCCUCAGGAAAGCCGGGCAGUAUUCAGCGGCUCAGUCAGUAUUCCGUCCAUCACCAAGUCCCGCCCUGAGCCCGGGCGCUCCAUGAGCGCGAGCAGUGGCCUCUCAGCAAGGUCGUCCGCACAGAAUGGCAGUGCGUUGAAGAGGGAGCUCUCUGGAGGAAGCUACAGCGCCAAGCGACAGCCCAUGCCCUCCCCAUCAGAGGGCUCAUUAUCUUCUGGAGGCAUGGACCAGGGAAGCGACGCGCCGGCCAGGGACUAUGACGGAGAGGACUCUGAUUCUCCGAGGCAUUCCACAGCCUCCAACAGCUCCAACCUGAGCAGCCCCCCCAGCCCGGUGUCUCCCCAGAAGACCAAGAGCCUGUCGUUGGAGAGCGCGGAUCGUGGGAGCUGGGAUCCGUGAAUGCUGAGCGCUCAGACCCGCACAGAGCAGCUUCCCUCCCGGCGCCCCCCACCCCACCUCAUCUCUCACGUUCACCUGUCCCUCCACCUCUGCCUGGGGCCCCGGGGCUGGCAGCAGUCGCGGGGCAGGGGCUCGGGGCCUCUGACAACAUGACUCGCGGACCCCACAGCCCCUCAACGUAACAGCUGCAGCCGUCGAGGCAGACGUCAUGAAGCAGCUUAGAUGAAGAUUGACUCCAUUUCAUACACUUAGAGUUGCUUUCCAUAUAUUUUACCCCCCCACCCCCCAGGUAGCGUCAGUCAACAGAUCCCACAGGUGUAAGCGGUAAGAUAAGAUUAGGCUGUUCUCACUGUAGCGUCUCUCAUGCCCGGGGCGAGCGCCGUCCAGCCUCCUGGAGGGGCCCCCCAGCUCUCAAGCAGCACCCACAGUGAAUGUCCACCUCAUCGUCGCCAGUACACCCCACACCCUUAUUAAUUAAAACAGUGCAUAUUUUACUACAAUAUGGAGUUUAAAUAAAUACACAAAUGUAGAGGUUAAAUACUGAAUGUAUAUAGUAAAAAAGAAGCAUCUUGUAUUCAAGGAAAGAGGGAUGCAUAUAUGAGAGAGAGAUGAUUUAAUUUAAAGAAAUGUGUUGUUUCUUGUCUGUUUUCCUGCUAAGUAAUUUAAAGAGUAGGAAGGCCUCAAGCUGACACUUGGAGAGGGAGAGCAGGAGAAAGCAGAGUUCCCUUCAGUGCCGUGUGCUCGGGCCGUCAACGGUCACAGUUACUACCCGGGGCUUUAGGAAAACCUUCAGGGACAGGUUUCGUUGUCAGGAGCGUGAACUGGGCACCAGGCUUGUCACAUUUGAAGCCUUUUCAGUGUCAUCAAAAGGCAAAGUCACCUCCAGCCAAGACAUUUCUUUUUCUAGUAGUAGAAUUUGAACCACGUUCUCAUUUUGUGUUACAUGUUUUUUGGUAGCUCUGCAGAUGAAUGUAGAAUGCAGUUCUGUCACCCUCUGUUCCCGCCCAUCUGAAAGGACACCAGCAGAGUUGUGGCUCCUCAGGCCCAUAAAAUGGUUCAUCAAAGGGCUUCUUUCCUAGGCUAAUGCCUUCCCUCCCCGAGCUGCAGUGAGGUUCUGUCCCCGGCAGACUGGCUUUUGAGGAAGGAGUCUCUUGAGGGAGGGUGUGAGCUUCCUGGAUAAAGCCUGGGGAAAAGUCUUUAAUUACUAAACACGCUAAAACCCCGAAUGCAAGGACUUGAAUAUCCGUAACCAAAUCCUCGCCCAUGUUCAGCCCCCGUCAGAGGCAGGAAGUUAGCCCAGCGCGGCCUGAUGAGCGCGCCCCUCGCUGGCUGCAUUACGUUGUUAGUUACCUUUUCAUUUGACUCCCGCUGUUUUAAUUCCCCCGUGGAAAUGAGAUACAGAACCAGGCCUGAGUCAUUUCACCAGGUGAGCCUGAGCGGAGAAAGAAUUUUUUAAAAAGAGAAAGGGAAUAAAAAUAUCUCAUGAAAGUAAAGAGAAUCUGCCUCUUUCGAUUUUCAUCUAAAUUUUCUGAGAAAUAGAAACAGGGUUUUCUCCUCUCUAAAAUGGAAGCGUUUUCCUGCAGUUGCUGGUGUGAAUCAGCACCAGAGCUGCCUUCUCCCCGCUCCCGGGCCUGCCCUCAGCAGGUGAGCCGGGCCCAGACUCCGUCUUCUGGGGCGAACGUGCUGACAGGCAGCGAGGGCAGAACGGACCUUGCCUGGGGAUCAUGUGGCAAAAGGUCUUCAGUAUUUAAAUAUUCUGCACUCAGGGUACUUGCUCAGAUUUGAUUGUGUUUGAACACUUUGGGUGGGCAUAGUUGCUGCACAAUUCGGACCUAAGCCUUUUUGGAAAAGAAGCGUCACGUAAGAUUCCUUUCGUGCGUGCAGAUACCGAGGGUGGGCCUUGACCGCUGCUAGUGCCCUGUGAUGCUGGCAACUCCUUACAUGUGGGGCCUGUCGAAGAGCCAGUCAGCCAGCGCCCCUGAGUCUGUGACCAACCCCGCCUCCCCCGCUCCUGCUCCUGCCUCCCCUCCCCUCCCCUCCCUUCUGGUCCCAGGCGGAGAGAAGGCCACGCCAGGUGAGGCUCACAGGACGCUUCACUCGUAGAGUGUAGCUUCGACAGCCAAGUAUGGAUUUCUGUCGCCCAUAGGUGCUUAUCUUGAAAAGGUUGCUUUUAGGCAGAAGAUGUAGCCAGCUGAAGCCUGGGCUCCACAGCGGUGCGCCAGCCUCCCUGCAGCGCAGAGGGAGGGACAAGCAACGCGGCCUGGCCGCCACCCUGAUCCGGCGGCUUGUACCUCAGCGCUUUCUGGCAUCUCCCCACAAUCUCAAGUGGUCUUACCAGUCCUCGCGCGGCAGUCCCAAAUGUGGUUCGAUUCUAUCAGCAGGACUUGGGGGAGAAAUGCUGCCGAGGGCAAUACUUGAGGGGGUAGUUUUCCCACAGUGAUGACCAUCCAGGGCUUACCUUUAAAUAUGAAGCCAGUUACCUUCAGAAGCUUCUGAGAAAAAUGAUUUGAAAGACAGGGAACGGGUUCCAGGGAAGCAGGAAACAUCCUCACCUGUUGAAGGGGUCGUGACUAUCACAAAAAAGGCAAAUUGCUGUGGGGAGUCUCUCUCUGUUCUGUACAGGACACAGCAGGGGCCCAUUCUCGGUAGACAAGAAAAACAGGUGACGAGGCCUUUCUGGCAUCGUCCGUCUGUGUUGGUAUUUGGUGCUAUCUAUGUCCAGCCAAUUUCUGUCUAGCCCUAAAUUCUGAUUUCCUCUAGUCAUGUGCUUUGGGGAGCUAAAAUAAUAUUUCAUUUUGCCAAAAAACAAGCCUGCCUUCUGGUCAAAUGAUUACUAAAGCCGAUUUUAUUUCUUCAAUUAUGUGUGUGCAGGUGUACACGUGCACACGCGCGCACACACAGUGAUUUGUGUUCUUUACCAGGGAGCAGUUUUAAGGCUAUGAGCUCCAAUUAAAAAGGGCCAGGCCAAGUUGCCGGCCACAACCUGUCAUCCCCCGGCUGACUCAGCCUCUCUACCUUCCGUGUUAAGGCCCCACGCCACCGGGUGACACGGUGGCUGCCUCUGCUGUGAAAGGCCGGCUGCACUUACCUGGACUCAGGUAUCAUUACAGAAAUGUCAGAGCAGGGGUGGCUGAACAGCCCCGGCCCCCGGAGACAACAGGGCCAGUUGCCAGCCUCUGACAGUGACAACAGCGGUCUCUCCCCUGACAGGGCCGGGUAAAGCCCACCAUCCUUUCUGAACAGAGGGGCGCGCUCAGCUGUGGCCGGACUUGGCCCUGUCCUCGUCCACUAGGCACAAACAGGAAGUCACCCCCCCACUCCCUGGCCCAGCCCCUGAAUUUGAUACGCCACAUGGCAUUUCACGGAGUCUACCUUAGAACCUGUUUCCUCGUUAUGACCAUAAUUAUCAUUCAAGUUCAGAGUUUUCUUCAGUCCAGCGACAUGAGGGCCUUGCUUCCGCUGCAGCUCUGUCUCCGAUCCCAGCACUGAUCUGCAGGCCGGACACCACUUUUCCUUCCCAGGGACAACCAUUACACACAAGAAACCUUUUCAUUUAUGGGGGAAAUUGACUAAAGCAAAUCAACCUUGAAGUUUCAUGAAAACAAAAUCACCUGCUUUUCAUUUGAUAGUGUGAUAUUUUAUUUUAUAAAUUUUUUAGGGUUUUUUUUCUCAUUGUAAUAUUGUACAGUUUUGCAUGGCCUAGGUGUAAUCAUUUUUUUUUGUUUAGAAUAUAAUGCUGACACACGUGUGUGUGGAAGAGGAAAAGAUACUGCUUUGGCCUCUUAUCACUCCUUAUUUCAUUUUGUUUGGUUUAUGCCCUCUGUGUUUUAGGGAACUUUAUAAAAGAUUCUCUGCUACCAAACAACGAUGUGGAUUCUUUUGCACAGAAAUAUUUAAGGUGGGAUAGUCAAAAAUAUAACAAGACUCCUCGCCAAUGUUUUAUGUUGGUAUCACUUAAUAUUAACCAGACUUUGAUGUAUUGCAAUAAAACAGGGGACUGUUAGAAUUG
Molecule: messenger RNA, 10338 nt
Organism: Talpa occidentalis (Iberian mole)
Lineage: Eukaryota; Metazoa; Chordata; Mammalia; Eulipotyphla; Talpidae
Gene: CDC42BPA
Product: CDC42 binding protein kinase alpha
Exons: 40
Coding region: 792-6329 (1845 amino acids)
Biological process (GO): actomyosin structure organization; peptidyl-threonine phosphorylation
Cellular component (GO): cytoskeleton; cytoplasm; actomyosin
Molecular function (GO): protein serine/threonine kinase activity; ATP binding
Source: RefSeq, a predicted model, not a curated record